ACACCGGACAGAGUGCGUUCCGCCGAUCAUCUCCGUCCCUCCCCUCAGCAAGCAGAUUGCCUGUGACGACAGCCAGUCACAGUGUUGUGAGUGCGAGGCUGUGGAGAGAGACUGCAUCAAGGAACGAGAACAGCGCGCUUGCAUCGGAACGGUGUGUGGGAGUUGUUCUCUCUCUACCUGCCAUUUUCAUUCCUUCUUUAUUCUCCACACUGAUUCUCUGAAGAGUUCAGUCGCACAGGGAGUCCCAUUACCGAGGAAUUAUCUGGCUGUGUGUGUGUAUGUGUGUGUCUGUGAGUGUGGGUUGCCUGUUUUAACUACGUACAGCUCUCUAGAACCGCGGCACUGCCGUUGCGGAGAAACUCAUUGGAAAUCUGCAAGAAACGACUGGCUGUUGUAUUUCCUUCCCCCGCACCACCCUCGGUUGUUUUGUUUUUUUGUAAGCUGUCUUUCACGGCGAUGGACUUGAGAUAGUGCGUCUCAAUUUGAGUGUUUGUGGCUGGGAGUUGCCGUCGGGGAGAAAUGCGAAAGGAUGCUUGGAAGCAGUGAAGAAUACAGCAGGUAACCGAUAAGAUGGCGGCUGGGGAAGCGACUGGGCACAGCUACCUGGUGGCUUGCUGGCAGCCCAUUCUGAUCCUGAUGCUCGGCACCGUGCUGUCUGGCUCCACAACAGGUUGUCCAUCCCGCUGUGAGUGCAAUGUUCAAGAGCGCUCUGUGAUGUGCCACCGCAAGAAGCUUAUGACAGUUCCCGAGGGCAUACCUGCAGAAACAAGACUGCUGGACCUCAGCAAAAACCGCAUUAGAACCAUCAACCCAGACGAGUUUGCCAACUUUCCCAACCUCGAACACCUGGAGCUCAGUGAAAACACAAUCUCCACUAUUGAACCUGGAGCGUUCAACAACCUUUACGGCUUGCGGACAUUGGGGCUGCGUAGCAACAAGCUUAAACUGAUCCAGCUCGGUGUCUUCACAGGCCUGAGCAAUCUCACACAGCUGGACAUUAGUGAGAACAAGAUCGUCAUCCUGUUGGACUACAUGUUCCAGGAUUUGUACAACCUCCGGUCUUUAGAGGUGGGUGAUAACGACCUGGUUUUCAUCUCCCACCGGGCUUUUCAUGGCCUAAGUAGCCUUGAGCACCUGAGUCUUGAGAAGUGCAACUUGUCUUCUGUGCCAACAGAGGCUUUUACCCACCUUCACAGUUUGAUCACUCUCAGGCUGCGCCUCCUCAAUAUCAAUGUCAUACGGGAUUAUUCCUUCAAACGGCUCUAUCGGCUGAAAGUGUUGGAAAUAGCCAAUUGGCCAUAUCUGGAUACGAUGACCCCAAAUUGCUUGUAUGGAUUAAAUCUCACCUCCCUGACCAUUGCAAAUGCCAACCUGACCACAGUUCCUUAUGUAGCCCUGCGGCACUUGGUUUAUUUGCGCUUUCUUAAUCUUUCAUAUAACCCUAUCCACACAAUUGAGGGGAAUAAGCUCCAUGAUCUUCUGCGUCUGCAGGAAUUUCACCUAGUAGGAGGCAGACUGGCAAUGAUUGAGCCCUACUCUUUCCGUGGUCUAAACUACCUGAAGAUUCUAAAUGUGUCUGGAAACUCUCUUAGCACUUUAGAAGAGUCUGCUUUCCAUUCUGUUGGCAACCUGGAAACCCUUGCCUUGUAUGAUAAUCCCCUGGCCUGUGACUGCCGACUGUUAUGGGUUUUCCGACGACGCUGGAGACUGAACUUCAACAGGCAGCAGCCAACCUGUGCUUCCCCUGAGUUUGUCCAAGGCAAAGAAUUCAAAGACUUCCCGGAUGUCCUGCAGCCUAACUACUUCACGUGUCGCAAGUCUAGGAUUAGGGAUCGCAAACCCCAGCAGAAAUUUGUUGACGAGGGAGCCAUUGUUCAUUUUGCUUGCCAAGCAGAUGGAGAUCCUGCUCCAGUGAUAAUGUGGCUAUCCCCGCAGAAAAAGUUUAUCACUACCAAGACAAUUGGAAGGCUCUCCGUGUUGCCAGACGGUACCCUUGAGGUUCGCUAUGCCCAGAUUCAGGACAAUGGUACAUAUGUGUGUAUAGCUAGCAACGCAGGCGGAAAUGACACCGCUCUUGCUCACCUGCACAUUCAUAGCUACUCGCCUGACUGGCCACACCAGCCCAACAAGACUUUUGCCUUCAUCUCCAACCAGCCCGCAGAAACUGGUGCUAAUGGUACAAGAGCCAAUGCUCCUUUCCCCUUUGAUAUAAAGACGUUGAUCAUUGCUACCACUAUGGGCUUCAUCUCUUUCCUCGGUGUCGUCUUGUUUUGCCUGGUACUGCUCUUUCUUUGGAGCAGAGGUAAAGGCAACACUAAGCACAACAUUGAGAUUGAGUAUGUGCCACGGAAAUCGGACGCUGGCAUGAGCAGCAACACAGUGGAUGCUCCUCGCAAGUUUAACAUGAAAAUGAUUUAACGGAGCUGUGGAAUUUAUUAAUUUUGAACUAAAAAAUAAGAAAAAUGGAAAAGAAGACAUUUCUUUCCUCCCUUACAAACCUGUGGAUCCUGGUCUGUUAACAUAGAGUUACUGUAUAUGUUUUUUCUUGACUGAAGCACUAAAGAGGAGGGCAGUUCCAGACUUUCACAAGUGAAAGCACAACCAGUGCUACAGGGCACUGGUGGUUUCUACAAGGCCUGUGGGGGCAUUUAUUGUAAGUCAAAUUUGUCAUAAGCAGUUCUCCUGUGGAUUUAUACUGGGAAAAAUAUAUCGGAAAAGAAAAACACUUCAAACAGCCAGAAUGCGGGGGGCAGAUCAUAUUUUGGCCAUUGCUGUUUUGUGUCUGUAUUUUUUAUUUAGUGUUGUUUUUUUUAUUUCCAAGGUUAAAUGUCAAGUUAUGAAUGAGAUUUUUAUGGGUUGAUGAGCACAUUUAUACAUUAAUAACAUUGAUGCUUUUCAAGUACAUCAUCACUAUGUGCUACAUAUGGUCUGUUUGUGUUCCUACAGUGAUGAUUGUUUUGUAUAUCUGUAUCACAAUACCUGAUAAAAGAGAAAGAGUAUGUCCCAGAAAUUAGCAGAAAUACUUAGCAUAGUAUGGCACAAUUAUAUUAUGGGAAAUACAAAACUGUUAGUGAUGACUAUAUAAAAUUCAAUUUGAAAGUCACAGCAGCUAAUUGGUGGCCCCCUUCUUGACCAAGAAAGUACAGUGAAGGAAACUGUAAAACAGUUUACAGUUGUCAUUAUUUGACCUGAAAAACGGAAUGAUAUACAAAUAUAAAUGCUCUGAAUAUAUGUAGAUUCAGUGAUAUAGAGAUACAUUAGUUCAACUUUUACUUUUAAAACCAAUUGUCAGUAAUGCACUGUAAAAAAUAUUUUUUUAGAAUGACAAAUAUAACAAUAUCAAGUGUUGAAGAGUAGCAGCAAAUCCUGUUGUUAAAUGUGACUCUUAAUAUAGGAUUUUAGCAUUGGGGAAAUAUAAUGAAGCCUUUUGAGCCCAGUAUCUGAUAUCAGUGUCACUCAUCCCUAAUUUGUAUAUGUAACCCAGAAAAUGCACACACAUGGAUUGUGAUACAGUAGCAAAUGUGAGAUGCUGCUCGUUAUGAUGGGAUCUGUACCAACAAUGGAUGCAGCAUAUAUCCUACAGUUUUGCCAUGGAACAGAAAGGUUAGUGUUGGUACAUUAUACUAUACUGCUUAUCCCUGACUUUUUAAAUUGCAUUUCAAAAGCUAUUAUGUAUUGGUAUAAUUUUGUGCUCAACAUGAUAGUAAGGAAUAAAAGUUGUGGUGCUCACGUUUUUGGAUACAAUGUGCUCCUCAAAAUGUAGAAUAUUCUUUUCAUUGUUGUUUAUUUUUUUUGAUUGUUUUAUGAAAUCAAUGACUUAUUGAUGCCGAUGCUCCCCCCAUCAAAGCCAUGGAAAUAUUACCUUCCAGGAUCAUUUACAGGUUUGCUAUUCCCCAGAAAUGUGCAAUGUUUUGUCAGGGGAAAAAGAACUGUGCAUAUUUGGUUCCCAGUUGGUCCUGCAUAUUAAAUCUGAGGUUACAGCCUUUCUUUGUCAAGUACACACUGUGGACAGCUGGGCUUUGCAAACGUGUGUAAGGAUAAAGGCUAAGUUAUUUAUGAUGGAUGACAUUACAGACAACGACACAGUAAUGGGCUGAAGUAUGGAUAGAAUAUGCAGAUGGUUCGAGUGACACAGAUGGUUUCACCCAUGGAGCAAUCUGAAGCAGCUUUGGUGUAAUCCGUUUUGCAUAAAGGAAAAAAAAAAAUCACUGGAUAUGGCUCAUGGUUCUCCCUCUUGCUGAUUAUGAAUGCUCUCUUCGUUCAAAGUGUGGCUACUGUACUUAGCCUUUUUUUGGUCCCGAGUGACCCGGGAUUCUGUUUUUUGUUCCUUGUUAUUCCUUUUUUUUAUUUUGACCCUGGACUAUACUGACCAUGUAGUCCAAGCCAACUUUUUACAAAAAAAAAAGAUACUAAAAAAGAAAUCUAUGGAAAACACAUUCAAAUUGUUCUGUGCAAUAAAAGGUAAUAUGCAGAUUUUUUUUUUUUAUUAACAAAAUUUUGUUGAUGUUGAAUUGUUGAGAAUAUGGUAUGUUGUAUUAAACAAUCUAUGGACUUUUUUAAACA
This is a messenger RNA of Perca fluviatilis (European perch), 4563 nucleotides long. It is a transcript of the gene lingo1a, whose product is annotated as leucine rich repeat and Ig domain containing 1a. NCBI's taxonomy places the organism in Eukaryota, Metazoa, Chordata, Actinopteri, Perciformes, Percidae. The record is from RefSeq and is a predicted model, not a curated record. The transcript is spliced from 2 exons. Gene Ontology annotation, molecular function: protein binding. The coding region runs from base 571 to 2418 and encodes 615 amino acids.